GCCUUCAAGCAAUGGCUUCCGGGGCCUCCAAGUGCGCCGGCGCGUGGACCGACGUCACAAGCCGACACGCACUUCCGGUAGCCGUCCCCGCCUUCGGGGCAGGGACACUUCCGGGCGGUGGCCAGGCGGGGAAUGGACGCGUUGGCAGUCAUGAUGCAGGACCUCCUGAGCCAGAACCAUGCGCUGCGCAGGGAGAACGACGAGCUCAUGGACCAGGUGCGGCGGUUGCUGUGUGAGAAGGCCAACCUGCUGGCCCAGGUGCGCCCGCCCCCCUGCCCCGUGGCUUUCCCCGAGGCGUUUGACGGCGACUCGGCCCGGCUGGACGAGUUCCUGAUCCAGGCGGCGUCUUACAUGAACUACUUCGAGGCCCGGUUCCCCAACGACACGCUCAAGGUGGCGUUCCUCAUCAGCCGCUUCACGGGGCCGGCCGAGCGGUGGGUGGUCCCCUACAUCGAGAGGGAGAGCCCGGUGCUGAUGCAGUACGCCGAAUUCGUGGAGGCGCUGCGGCUGACCUUCGGGGGGCGUCGGUAGGCCCGUCCCCGGUGCACCUGCCGAGGCCCAGCCACCUCUUCGGAGCCACCCGGUGACCCCUGCCCGCCAGGGCCCCCCAGCACCGCACCCCUGCCCCUCCGACAGAGAGGAAGGCCGGCUGCUUCCCUCUGCCCCGUGCACAGGUGGAGAGAGCUCAGCGCCAGCAUGCAGUGCGCCCCGAACUUCUUCGUCUGACGGCAUCUCAUUUCCGUUGUAAGCACAGCCUUUUGGAGAAAUCCAGGCUUGGCCACUACCUGGAGGGGGGGAAUAAGACAGUUCAUGAAAUGUCGCUGUCUGGAUCCCGUCGCUCUGUGCCUUAACGCCUUAUUUGGUGCUACAGAAAAAGCAGAGGUGGAGAAGAUAGGGAGCUGAACUCCCUGGCGUUCUCAAAACAUUGACUUCUGCCCAACAUGCUUUUUGUACGUAAAGGCUGCAUAUCUGAUCGUUGUUUCACAGCUUUCCUUUCUGGGUCACGCUUUGUGUUAAAAAUAUAUACGCAGCUCAGAAAAGAGACAGAAAACCUGGGAGUGGUGGUUCGGCAUUGCCGCAAGAUGCUGUUCACAGUUGUGUGUCACUCAAGGUGGAAACUAAUGGGGAUGGCGCUGGUCGGUCUGGUGCUCUGCCUCCCUGGCUUUAUUCUCCUGUGUAAGUGGAGGAAUGUUAGCUAUGUGAUGGCUUUGUUCUCCUAUGUUAGCUGUGUGAGUAAAAUUACUAUACCUUACACUGCACUCUGUAUUCUGUCAUUAAAAGCACUUCUUGAUCAUUAAA
Messenger RNA from Ochotona curzoniae (black-lipped pika), 1299 nucleotides. RefSeq names its product protein LDOC1-like. The transcript has a single exon. The coding region runs from base 133 to 531 and encodes 132 amino acids. The record is from RefSeq and is a predicted model, not a curated record. Lineage: Eukaryota; Metazoa; Chordata; Mammalia; Lagomorpha; Ochotonidae.